UCACGGGGGCCUGUGGUUGGAAUUUCUCUGGACCACAUACUAACUGGCAGACUUAGUCAUAUCAAUAGAUUGCGGACCAGGCUGACUGAAAUAAUUUUCUGAUACAGAGUUAAUCCUUAUUAGUCUCAAAGCCAUCAUGGCUGAGUCUAAUUUCCCUUUACCACCAGAGGCUUUCUGUCCCCUGUGUGUGGAUGACCUAAGAGACCCGGUCACCAUCCCUUGCGGUGACACCUUCUGCCUGGAGUGCAUCAAGGUCUACUGGGACCAGUUUGACCACAUGGGUGUAUACAACUGCCCACAGUGCCGCACGACUUUCACACCGCGGCCUGUGCUGAGACGCAACCUUCCUGACGUGAACCACGAGCCCCGGCGCCAGCUUCCAGAGCUCACUCCUUUUCCCUACAUGCACCGGGAAUCCUUCUGCGACUUCUGCGUCGGCCGUCGCAACAAGGCCGUGAAGUCUUGUCUCAUGUGCCUGGCCUACUACUGCGAAACCCACGUCAAGCCGCAUUACGAGUCAUCCACCUUCAAGAGGCACAAGCUGGUGGACGAGACGGGCCACCUGGACAGGAAGAUCUGCCCGCAGCAUGAGAAGGGCCUGGAGCUGUUCUGUCGCUCUGACCAGAUGUGUAUCUGUGUGCUGUGCACUGUCAGAGAGCACCGCAGCCACAACAUCACCUCAGCAGAGGAAGAGCGCACUGAAAAGCAAAAAGUCUUGGUAGUCACCCAGUCUGAAGUCCAGUACAUCAUUCAGGAGAGGAUGAAGGAGCUGCAGGAGCUCAAACAUAAUGUGGAUGCACUAAAAAGUGCUGCCCAGCGAGCACAGGCAGAGAGCGACAAGACAUUCCACGAAAUGCUGCAGGCGGUGGAGCGCUGGAAGGCCGAAAUCAGUCAGAUGAUAAUGGCCAACAUGCAGUCAGCGAUGUCACAGGCUGAGGGCUACGUGGACCGCCUGGAGCAGGAGAUACUAGAGCUGCAGCGCCGAGAUGCAGAGCUGCGGCAGAUCCUCGAAACAGAGGACAACAUUCACUUUCUGCAGAAUUUUCCCAGCCUGUGUGUUCCUCCUGAGGCCAUGGUGCCCAAAGUACUCAUCAACCCUCAGUUCUCCUUUGGGGAGAUGAGCAAGACAGCCACAGAGAUGAAGGAACAUCUGGACGACAUCUGUAAGAAGGAACUGAGCAAAAUCUCCAAGACAGUCAGUGAAACUCCUGUGUACAUACUUUUGCCAAGAAAUGGAGACAAACGACUCAAAGUUCCUUCCAGAGUUGAUUUUCAGGAACCAAAAACCAGGACAGACUUCUUAAGAUACUCCUGCAAGAUGUCCUUUGAUCCAAACACAGUCUAUAAAGAGCUGGUCCUGUCGGACGGGAACCAGAGGGUCACGCGGAAGAAAUCAGUCCAGUUUUACCCAGACCAUCCAGAGCGCUUUGACGGCUUCUCCCAGGUCUUGUGCAAGGAGCCUCUGACUGGUUUCAGAUUUUACUGGGAGGCCGAGUGGGGCGGGGAGUUUUCCAUCGGGGUGGCGUACAAGAGCAUCAGUCGCAAGGGGAAGAAUUCGCACAGCCUGCUGGGCUACAACGACAAGUCUUGGAGUCUCCUCUGCUCAGACUCAGGCUACUCUGCCUGGCACAACAAAGUCGACCGAGACCUCCCUGACACUCCCAGAGCCACACGAAUCGGUGUGUACCUGGAUUAUGCAGGCAACACCGUGGCCUUUUAUUCGAUAUCAGAGACGAUGGAACUUAUCCACAGGUUCAAGGCUCAGUUCAGUGAGCCUUUGUACGCUGGUUUUGGUGUGGGCUCCUCUGUUACCCUCUGCCAGCUGAAGCAGAAUCCCACUCCUUACUAAGAUUUUAAAAACAGGGAAGUUGUGUAAAAGUUAUCUUGACGGGUAAGGUACCCAUAGGUACUGUGUACUGCAAGUGCUCAAUAUUGAUUCUGCAGAACAAUGUAAAUAUAUCGCUCCUGGAAUAUAUGAUGACACUGGCACACUGAACAUAAUUUUGGACAAAUCUGUAAAUAUGUGUUUAAUUGCAAGAGUAUUAUAUAUUGAUUUAAUAACUUUAACUCUGAAAAUAACAACAUCUAACAGUCUACAACUUUUCAUACUUUUAUCGUCUAACAGAGCAGCACCGUCAUAAUCAAGGUGUGCAGUAAUGAUAUGGAACGCUUACAUUAGUUUUACAACACAUAAUAACAUGUAGAUAUGAAUAAUAUAUUUAAUACAUUGAUUCAUAUUGAGACAAAUGUUCUAAACCAAUGAAUCAGGUAUGAUCAGUUCAAUCACUGUAUUUCUACAGAAUCAAGCUGUGUUGAAUGACUCACUGGUAACUGUUCAAUGUCAUCUGUAAAUGUUUCUGUUGGCACAUGCAAAUUCUUUGUCAUAUGAAACACAGUCACUAGUCUUAUUCUUUAUUUCUGUACGUCUCUUAAAUGACAUUAUCUGAAGCUCGAUGUGUUUGUUUGUGAGAAUAUUCACACUGUAUCACA
Messenger RNA from Acanthopagrus latus (yellowfin seabream), 2490 nucleotides. RefSeq names its product finTRIM family, member 84 (gene ftr84). The transcript has 7 exons. Lineage: Eukaryota; Metazoa; Chordata; Actinopteri; Spariformes; Sparidae. Gene Ontology annotation, molecular function: zinc ion binding; protein binding. Bases 137 to 1849 code for a protein of 570 amino acids. The record is from RefSeq and is a predicted model, not a curated record.